CCUAAGAUUAAAUUAAUUAUAAUAUAUUCUGUCAUUCUGUAGAUAAAUUAUUUUAGAAUAAAUAUACUGUAAUAUAUUUAGUUAACUAACGACCACGACCGCAGUAACCAUCAAUGCAAAUUAACGAUUUUUAACUUGUUAUCUGUGGUAUUGUAGUUACAUCAUUAUUAGCCGAUUUUGCCGACAAAAAGUUAGGAUUCUGACUAGUGACUUGUUUGCAGUUGCUGUUAAGUGUUAGUUUUCGACGUCAUCACUCAUCAUUCAUCAGACGUAAGACGAGUAAAACGACAAUUUUCCAUUACAACCGAGCUAAUUAGUUGCUGUUAAAACGACCUCUCUUGAAACACGAUACUGUUUUCAUCCUCCGACUAUCUAACUUUAUAAUAAAGUAAAUAACUAACAUGUCUGGUUCUAACACUUCUAACGAAGAGGUCAAUCUACACGAAUGCUUAGAACUGAUAACGAGACUCGCGCGGCACGCCGGCAAGAUCAUUAAAUCUCGAAUCAAUGAAAAAAAAACAAUAGAGACUAAAGCCAGUUCUAUUGAUUUUGUUACUGAAACAGAUCAAGAAGUAGAAAAAUUACUUAUUGAGGGAAUCAAACAAAAAUAUCCACAUCACAAAUUCAUUGGAGAGGAAUCAUUUGCUGCCGGUAUUAAAGAAGAACUAACGUGUGCUCCAACUUGGGUCAUUGAUCCUGUGGAUGGCACCACCAAUUUUGUGCAUAGUUAUCCAAACGUUUGCAUUUCUAUUGGUUUGGUUGUUGGCUGUGAUGUUAAGUUAGGAGUUAUCUUUAAUCCUAUAUUGGAUAUGUUUUUUAGAGCAAUCAAAGGUGAAGGUUCAUUUUUAAAUGAUGAACCAAUUAAAGUCAGUGGUGUAAAACAACUUACUGAUGCUCUAGUCGCUGUAGAAUUUGGUUCAGUAAGAACUGAAGAAUUCAGGAAUAUUGUUAACCACAACAUCAAUUAUUUAGCAACAAAUGCCCAUGGUGUUCGUUCUGGUGGUUCAGCCGCUUGGAAUUUAGCUCAAGUUGCUAGAGGCGCUAUUGAUCUGUACAUGGAAAUGGGUAUUCAUGCUUGGGAUAUGGCAGCUGGGUACAUUAUUGUAAAGGAAGCUGGGGGUAGUGUGAUAGAUCCAGCUGGUAAUGAAUUUAAAUUGAUGAAUCGGAGAAUAUUAGCUACAUCAUCAAUAGAAAUUGCUAAAGAAGUAUAUUCAAAAUUUCAACAAUAUUAUCCAGAACAUGAUUAAAAAUUCAAUUUACAUCUGUUAAAUAUUAUCAUCGAUAAUAGUUUGGUAUAGUUUAACGUUUCAUCAUGAUUUAUACAUACCUACUAGAAAAUAUAUAGAAUCAAAGACAUUA
Molecule: messenger RNA, 1359 nt
Organism: Melanaphis sacchari
Lineage: Eukaryota; Metazoa; Arthropoda; Insecta; Hemiptera; Aphididae
Product: inositol monophosphatase 1-like
Exons: 6
Coding region: 402-1247 (281 amino acids)
Biological process (GO): signal transduction; phosphatidylinositol phosphate biosynthetic process; inositol metabolic process
Molecular function (GO): inositol monophosphate 1-phosphatase activity
Source: RefSeq, a predicted model, not a curated record